ACCACGCCGUCCAGGCGUCCACACCAGCCACUGGCACACGCACACAUACCGUUCGCCGGAGUCCGCACGCACAGCCGCACAGCCGCACAGGCUCGCUUCGUGCUCCUUGCUACCGGCCGGCCAGCCGCCGGUCCCCCCCUCCCCCGGCGGCUGCCGCCGCAGACAGGAGAGACCCACCAGCCUCACUCCCGCCUCCCGGUCUCGGUGCGGCAGUCUACUUGCCUGCCGCUGCUCCUCUACCUCCUCUACCGGCCCGGGGCUUCCUCUCCUUUUUUCCUUUAUCUUUUUUGAAACGAACGGGCUUCCUCUCCUCGUCCUGCCCAUCGAUCGCAGCUCCUCACCUCACUGUGCCGAGGCCGGUCAGUCCUCUCCGGUGUGCUGUCGUGUUCCGAGGCCCGACCGCCCGAGGCGUUAGCAGGUCGUUGGUCUGGUCUCCUGGUUGCUGAAUAGGUCUUGGUCUUGUUGAUCGUCCAAAUGGAGAUGUCAGAAGCACAUGAUAAAGAUAAGCCAAUUGACAAAGAGGAAGAGGAGGAAGAGUAUGUCUUGCUAGAGUUGGACGAUUGUCUUUAUUCAGACAUAUCACCAGGUGCUCCGUUUGUACUCUCUGGUUUGGAUACACUGACUCCAACCUUGACAGUAGGUGAUGGUCUGAAGAUGAUUGGAGAAUAUGAAGAAACUGUUGGUACAUGUUAUCUAUUCUCUGAAAGUGAAGCUCAAUCAAAACCUCUUAGUGAUGAGAUGACACCUUCUGGAGAGAACGAGGACAAACCAGCCAGCAGCAGUAAGGAGGCUUUGAAGGAGGUGAAGCAUCUUGCAAGCGUUCAAAAGAUCCUCAAAUUUCGGUCAAUCAACGUGGAUCAGCAGCAGCAUAGAGCAUAUCAGCAUAAGUACAAGGAAAUCUGAUACAAAACUUGUAGCUGCACUUUUCUUCUUUGAUGUCUACAAUGUAAAGCAAGGUAAUCCAUUAAUCCAAACAGGAUGAUAUAUACUUGUUGAGUUCAUCUACUAGCAGACAUCUCGCUUGAUAUAUUUGCACCACUA
This is a messenger RNA of Phragmites australis (common reed), 1041 nucleotides long. RefSeq lists its product as uncharacterized. The record is from RefSeq and is a predicted model, not a curated record. Gene Ontology annotation, cellular component: transcription factor TFIIIC complex. The coding region runs from base 475 to 903 and encodes 142 amino acids. The transcript has 5 exons. Lineage: Eukaryota; Viridiplantae; Streptophyta; Magnoliopsida; Poales; Poaceae. Gene Ontology annotation, biological process: transcription by RNA polymerase III.